This is a messenger RNA of Laccaria bicolor S238N-H82, 1776 nucleotides long. RefSeq names its product APC amino acid permease. Gene Ontology annotation, cellular component: membrane. Gene Ontology annotation, biological process: amino acid transmembrane transport. The transcript is spliced from 13 exons. The coding region runs from base 1 to 1776 and encodes 591 amino acids. Gene Ontology annotation, molecular function: amino acid transmembrane transporter activity. NCBI's taxonomy places the organism in Eukaryota, Fungi, Basidiomycota, Agaricomycetes, Agaricales, Hydnangiaceae. The record is from RefSeq and is a predicted model, not a curated record.
AUGGAUAACAAGCCCACGGAAAAGGUCGUCGAGACCACAAGCAUUGUGGACUCCGACGGCCCUUACCAUGCGGAACUAUACGAUCCCUCCAAAGAGUCGAUCUGGACGCGACUUGGAGUCAACUUUGAAAGUUUCAAGCGCGCUCCGGGCACCACUGGUGGUCAGGUCGUUGCUGGUGCUGGCAAUGUCCAGGACCUCGAAAAAGUCGUGGCUGAUGCCCCGAUGCUCCAACAAAAAAUGAAGCCCAGACAUCUUCAAAUGAUUGCCGUCGGCGGUAGUAUUGGUACUGGUCUAUUUGUCGGCUCCGGCUCUGCGCUCCACCACGGAGGUCCUGCUGGAGUCUUGAUUGCGUGGCUUCUCAUUGGUAUCAUGUUGAUCAACGUCACACAGGCUCUCGGUGAAAUGUCUAUCCUUUAUCCCGUCUCUGGAGGUUUUUACACUCUGUCCGCUCGUUUCUUGGACCCCGCCUUUGCCUUUGCCAUGGGAUGGAAUUAUGUCUUCCAAUGGGCUGUCGUCCUUCCGCUUGAAAUCACCGUCGCCGGGACAACAGUUCAAUAUUGGGGCAAACAUAUUAUGCCUCUAGCUGGGUGGAUUACGAUCUUUUACGUAGUUAUCAUUAUCGCUAGCGUCUUCGGAACACUGGGUUUCGCCGAGGAAGAAUUCUGGUCGUCAUGCCUCAAACUUUUCGUAGUUAUCAUGUUCAUUUUCAUUGGCAUUGUCUGCAUCUGUGGCGGCGGCCCCAAGGGUGGAGAGUAUGAUCACUACAUCGGUGGGACAUUCUGGAAGGAUCCUGGCCCGUUCGCUGCUGGUUUCAAGGGUAUCUGCGCAGUAUUCGUCACCGCGGCUUUCUCGUUUGCUGGCACGGAGUUGGUUGGUCUGGCUGCUUCUGAGACUCCUAAUCCUCGUGAGACUAUGCCCGCUGCCGUGAAGGGUACCUUUUGGCGUAUCACGCUCAUUUAUGUCACCUCCCUGAUCAUCAUCGGCCUCCUCAUCCCCUGGAAUGAGCCUCGUCUCCUUGGUGGAGGAGGAGCCGCCGCGUCACCUUUCGUCAUUGCCCUCGACAAUGCUAGAAUCAAGGGUCUCAACCAUUUUGUUAACAUAACAAUCUGCAUUUCGGUCCUUUCCAUUGGACUGUCAUGCGUCUAUGCUGGAUCUCGUACACUGACGGCCCUCGCAGAAACUGGCUACGCCCCAAAAAUCUUUGCUUAUGUUGACAAGUCCGGCCGACCUCUCUGGUCUGUGAUUGCCAUUCUCUCGUUCGGACCACUCGGUUACAUCAAUGUUGUUGCUGCCGGUGAUACCGUCUUCAUGUGGCUCCUUGCCUUGUCGGGGUUAUCUACACUUUUCUCUUGGGGAUCGAUCUGCCUCUGUCACGUUCGUUUCAGAAAAGCAUGGAAAGUCCAGGGUCACUCGCUAGAAGAAUUGCCUUUCCAGGCCCUUGGCGGGGUCUAUGGAUCCUGGUUUGGAAUCAUUCUCGUCUCGCUGGUCAUGGUCGCCCAAUUUUACGUGGCUCUUUGGCCCGCUGGCGGGAUGUCCAGCGAUCCUAAAGAGGUCGCGAUUAAUUUCUUCUCUGCGUACCUUGCUUUCCCCGUGAUGAUCAUCUUUUACAUCAUUGGUUUCGCCUGGAAACGCACAUGGCCCCUACGAGCUUCCGAGAUCAACCUUGACCAGGGUCGCAAGUCGUGGCUUACGGUCGAGGAGAUGAGAGCUUAUCACGCGGAACGCGCAGCCGCACCUAUGCACAUCCGGGUCUACCGCAUGCUCUUCACGCACUGA